Molecule: messenger RNA, 3214 nt
Organism: Acanthopagrus latus (yellowfin seabream)
Lineage: Eukaryota; Metazoa; Chordata; Actinopteri; Spariformes; Sparidae
Gene: bmp4
Product: bone morphogenetic protein 4
Exons: 4
Coding region: 427-1638 (403 amino acids)
Biological process (GO): BMP signaling pathway; negative regulation of apoptotic process; negative regulation of transcription by RNA polymerase II
Cellular component (GO): extracellular region
Molecular function (GO): BMP receptor binding; cytokine activity; growth factor activity
Source: RefSeq, a predicted model, not a curated record
AAGGGGCCAUAGAUGCUGGAUCAUUUGGAAAGUCUGGUCGUCCCCUGCGCACCGCCCGCCCUCACGAGCCGUACUGGAGACGGAUAGGAAGCCCUGCUGCAGACCCCCGAGCGCCGGCCUUCGCUCCCACGUCUUGUCCGCUCCGAGGUGUCGCUGCAAAGGAUUAAUGAGCCAAGAAGGCACCCGACCUCUCCUUUGAGGCUCAUUUCGGCGUUUUUCGGCUUUACGCCUGGACUGCCUUACACCUUCCCCGAUCAUAUUCACUUCAUUCGAGGAUACCUGUACCUCUACUGAUGGAACAGGGUCACUCCAACGUUCUCCUGCAGCCGCCCAGCACCACCUAACAUUUCCUGGAAGAACGUGUCCAUUGACUGCUCCCAACAAACAUGGACUGUUUUCCCAUGCUUUAUUUUCUGUCGAGACAUCAUGAUUCCUGGUAAUCGAAUGCUGAUGGUCAUUUUAAUAUGCCAAGUCCUGCUGGGAGAGAGCAACCAUGCUAGUCUGAUACCUGAAGAAGGGAAAAAGAAAGUACCAGGCCUGCAGGGUCGUUCGGCCGCUCAGAGCCAUGAACUGCUGCGGGACUUCGAGGCCACGCUGCUGCACAUGUUCGGCCUCAAGAGGCGGCCGCGGCCCAGCCGCUCGGCCACGGUGCCUCGCUACCUGCUGGACCUCUACCGGCUACAGUCCGGGGAGGCUGAGGAGGCCGGCGCGCAUGACAUCGCUUUUGAGUACCCAGAGAGGUCAGCCAGCCGGGCCAACACAGUGAGGGGCUUCCACCACGAAGAGCACAUGGAGAGCGUGAGUGAGGGAGAUGAUGGAGAAACCAUGCCCCUCCGCUUCCUGUUCAACCUCACCAGCAUUCCAGAGGACGAGCUGCUCUCUUCCGCCGAGCUGAGGCUCUACCGCCAUCAGAUAGACGAGGCCAUCGGCGACACCCUCUCACACGACCAGGGGCUUCACCGGAUAAACGUGUACGAGGUGCUGAAGCCACCGCGCAAGGGGCAGCUGAUCACGCAGCUCUUGGACACGCGGCUCGUGCGCCACAAUGCGUCGCGCUGGGAGAGCUUUGACGUGAGCCCCGCCGUGCUGCGCUGGACUCGCGAGGGCCUCCCGAAUUACGGGCUGGCCGUGGAGGUCCUGCACCUCAACCAGACGCCGAGCCACCAGGGCCGACACGUCCGCGUCAGCCGCUCGCUACACCGUGAGCCCGGCGAGGACUGGGAGCAGCUACGCCCCCUCCUGGUAACCUUUGGCCACGACGGGAAGGGUCACCCGCUGACCCGCCGGACCAAGCGCAGCCCCAAGCAGCGGGGCCGUAAACGCAACCGCAACUGCCGGCGCCACGCACUGUAUGUGGACUUCAGCGACGUAGGCUGGAAUGACUGGAUAGUGGCGCCCCCUGGUUACCAGGCCUAUUACUGCCAUGGGGAAUGCCCCUUCCCUCUGGCGGACCAUCUGAACUCCACCAAUCAUGCCAUUGUUCAGACACUGGUGAACUCUGUGAACAACAACAUUCCCAAGGCCUGCUGCGUGCCAACAGAGCUCAGCGCCAUCUCCAUGCUCUACCUAGACGAACAUGACAAGGUGGUCCUAAAAAACUACCAAGAAAUGGUAGUGGAGGGCUGCGGCUGCCGCUAACACACAGACUCUUCUAGAACUCGGACUUGAAAAAAAAAGCAACAUGGACGCUAAAGAAAAUCAGAAGGUCGUUAACUCCCAAAAAAUGUUCACUUGGACCCUUAUUUAUAACUUUUAUGUUGAGGUGUAUGUUUGUCUCACUUUUUUUUUUUUGUUUCUUUGACAAUAUGAUCAUAUAUUUUGACAAAAUAUAUAUAUUUAUAUCUACAUAUUAAAAAUAAAUUGAGUCCUUAUUUUAAACAUAAAAAGCUGUACAACUUUUCAUAAUGUACAUUAGAUUGUAUAAGGUUUUUUUUAUUGAGAAAAUAGUAAAAACAAUCUAAAAAGUAAAGUUUAUUUACUGGUAAUAUUUAUUGCUUUCAUAUGAUAUACAAUUUUUGGAGAAAAAAAAUAAAAACAUGAAUUGCCUCUGAUGACAACCUGGAGCGGACCACGAGACGCGCCCCGGCCUCAAUUUACCACAACACACUCAGUGGAAAUAAUCAGAAAUGUGCAUUGGCUUUAAUUCACUUCUUUUGACAUCCUGACGAGCCCCUUACGACAAAAACUUACCUUCUUGUAAAAUAUCUGUAACAACUAUCUCAUAUGAGAGGGUUGUAAGAAUACAAGUGGAACGGUAAUUAUUUAUUAGUUUUAACAUGAAUAGGAGUUAAAUUCUACCCUGAAGUUAAAUGUGGUCAAAUCACUUUUAUUUUUAGGAAAAAGAAAGUUAAAAGCAGAGAGAUCUUUCUGAUGCUCUGACUUCUCCCAAAUAAAACGGUUUGGUUCAUUAUCUGGCAUCUCACCAGCUCUGAAUGUUUCACACUUCAUCAAAGAAAGACAAACAAGGGGGAAUUCUCCUCUCGCUGUUCUACAUUUUUUUCGCAUUUUUUUUUUUUUUAAUCCUGUUUUUCGACGACAGAAGCUGUUACAGGAGUGGUAUGCCAUUUCAAAGCUAGCAGGCCUUUGGGGUUUAGAGGGCCGUAUUGUUCUCAAAUUUCACUUUUAUGUCAAUUAGGCUAACAUGUGGUGGUUGGACACUCGCUAAUCCAAUUGCAGCCGGGGCGGCUUGUUGAGCCUGACUGUGGGAGAGUGAUUCUAUUAUUCCUGACGUCCCCACAUUGGGGGCAUGAUUGUGGCCGAUGCGUCCUGCCCUGAUACAAGGCGGCUGAGUCCUCAGAAGAAUCAAAGGUUAGACGCUCUGUCUCCUGCCUUUGUCUUCAGCGGCUCAUGCCGGCAGAGCAAAGACGCCUGUCUCCAACCUGUGCCCCAUCACACAAUAGGCUUCUACAUCACUUAUUUACAAGCCGACGGCUGGCCCAAAUUAUAUGAUAAUGUUUAGAGAGAGCGACUCCUUUGAACUGCCAGGGGACGUCGACUGGGCUUUGUUUCGCUGGAGGGUGCCCCGUUCGUCUUCAUGUCUGAUGUACAGGGUGCAGAUAUCACUAUAACCAGCAUUUAAGGGAUUUUAUAGAAAAACACUUUAAAGGUGCAUGAUGCAGUUUUGGGGAAGGAAUUUUAAUCAGAGGAGAAAGAAAGAAAGAAAAACUAAUAAACACUGAUUUUAAAGGACAACACACCAUCAUACUGUUUUACU